Molecule: messenger RNA, 2049 nt
Organism: Zerene cesonia (dogface butterfly)
Lineage: Eukaryota; Metazoa; Arthropoda; Insecta; Lepidoptera; Pieridae
Gene: p47
Product: NSFL1 cofactor p47
Exons: 9
Coding region: 869-2032 (387 amino acids)
Biological process (GO): nuclear membrane reassembly; autophagosome assembly; membrane fusion
Cellular component (GO): nucleus; cytosol
Molecular function (GO): ubiquitin binding
Source: RefSeq, a predicted model, not a curated record
UAAACUUUUUUUACCUACACUUAUGGUACUGGCAAAGUAAUGUGUUAUCUGUGGUAUCUUUAUUAUGGUAUGAUAUACUUACAAUAAUAGCAUUCUACUCUGUUUCGUACGGUGAGUGGAGUCGGAGACCCUUUUCCUUUUCCUCACCCUUUCAGUCCAUUCCCACUUUUCAAUUGUCAAUCCUUUCCUUACCCCUUUAAGCGAGCAGUGCAUUCGAGACGCUACGUGCUUCUGUUCAUGGACGGUGGUAAUCGCUUACUCUGAGGUGAACCACCUGCUCAGUCGCCCGCAAAGACACAAAUAAAAACAAACCCAGUAUCCUCUACAAACGAGUUAAAUUCAUUUAAUAAACUUUAAUAGAAUAUUAAUAAUAUUAAUUUAUUAUUAUUGCUAAGAAUUAGUAUGGUGCUUACCAAUAGGCGAAAAAAAUAUUUGGAAGCUACUACCGCAAAGACACAUAAAAUUUUUUGCUUUGGAUUAAAUUAAACCGAAAGUUAUUAUCCAUGUAGAUAAGUAAUAAAUAAGGAAAUUUUUAUAUUCACUAUCCUACACCUAAUAUUCCAUUUAUAUGUUUAUAAUUAGUGAAUGAAAUGAUAAAGACCAUAAUAUCAGCUACCUACUGCUUUCUAACCCUAUGUAAAUGUUGUGUUUAUACCACGCGUUGUUUAUAUUGUCUGUCACAUUUUCAAUAAAUUAUCUGUUUAAAAACUUCGAACUGUCAAAAAUCUGUGGUCAAAAACGCCGACGGCUGAUGACUUGCGUUGAUUAGUUUUGAUGUGAGUUUUUCAUGAAUAGAUUUGAAAUAUAAAUAUUUUUACUGAAUUAAUUGAAAAAACGUUUCUCAGAAGAUCCAUCACGUUUCUUAAACAUGGCUUCAAAUAGGGAAGAAACGAUGCGUCAAUUCUGUGAUGUUACGGGAGCCGAUGAGAAUCGCAGUAGAUUCUUUUUAGAAUCUUCUAAUUGGCAACUUGAGGUUGCGCUAUCAAGCUUUUAUGAGAAUGGUGGUAACGUAGACGAGGCUCCAGCCAAUGCAGCGCCGGUGUCAGCGUCUCCGCAACCGAUGUCUGAAAGCGAUUUGGAUUCGCCACCAGGAUCACCGGAAAAGGCUCAGAAAAAAGACAAGAAAAAGAAAACGAACACAAAAUUUGCGACAUUAGAUACCUUACAACAGGACAGCUCUAGUGAGGAAGAUGAAGGCCAAGCCUUCUAUGCUGGUGGUUCUGAGAGGUCCGGACAACAGAUACUAGGCCCUGGGAAAGGGCGCAAGGACAUUGUUACGGAAAUGUUUAAGAGCAUUCGGGAACGCGGUGCUGUGGUAUUCGAAGAUGAACCGUCGUCCACAAGUCGCGGGCGUGGUGGUGUCUUCUCUGGAGUUGGAUACAGGCUUGGUCAAACAGCAGAUGACCACGAACAAAUAACACCAGGCAAUGCGGCGCAGUCGGACCAGCCGCGUUCGGUGCGUCUCCGUUUGUACCGGGAAGGAUUCACCGUUGAUAACGGGCCGAUACGUCAGUAUGGAGAUCAGGAAAACGCUGAGUUCCUUAGCUGCAUUCGUAGAGGUGAAAUACCCCCCGAGCUAUCAGGAGGUGGGGAGGUGCGCGUGAGUCUUGAGGAUAGGAGGCAUGAGGAGUGUCCUAGGACAAUGUCUAAGACGCAGGCGUUCACUGGGAAGGGACAUUUGCUUGGAAGCCCUACACCAGCAACAGUGGGCGCGACUGUACCAGUAGCCUCUCAAGCCGGCGACCGCGCGGCCAACCAGCGCGCCGCGCAGGAGGCCAUGAGCCUCGACGAGGCCAGCCCCGUCACCACUGUGCAGUUCCGCCUAGCAGACGGCAGCCGUCUAACCGGGCGGUUCAACCACACGCACACGGUGGAGGACCUGUACCUGUACGUGUCGAUAGCGGAGCCGAGCUACCAGAUCCAGCCGUUCGUGCUGCUGACGACGUUCCCGAGCGUGGAGCUGUCGGACCGCUCGGCGACGCUCGGGAACGCUAAACUGUUGAACACUACUGUACUGCAACGGCUUAAAUAAACGUUUCGAUAUGUGCC